Rotaria sordida is the source of this 378-nucleotide messenger RNA. The record is from the annotation of a GenBank genome assembly. Lineage: Eukaryota; Metazoa; Rotifera; Eurotatoria; Philodinida; Philodinidae.
AUGUCAACUGAUGAAGAAAUUCCGGCUGUUUCGGAUGUUGAAAAUGCAAAAAAAUCUGAUGGUACAAGUACAGCUGGUGAACAUAAUACGGAUAAAGUAAAUGAUGCCGAACUUGAAGAACAAUCAAAUGAAAAAUCAAUAACCGAAGAAGAAGAAGAAAAUCAACCUGAUGAUGAAACAAAAAGAGAAAAUAAUAAACGUGAUAUUAAUAAAAUUGAAAAAAAUAAUUUAAGAGAAGAACAAGAAGUAGAAGCUAAACAAGAUGAAAUAAACGGAUCUAUGAAAACAAAUAAAAAAAUUAAAAUUAUUGAUUCCACAACAGAUGAAAAUGAUGAAACAGAUUCAGAAAUACCUAAGGAAGAACUAACUGUUGUUUAA